AGCCCGGCGGCAGCGCAGCGGCGGCGCCCGGGGGCGGCGGCGGCGGCGGCGGCGCGGAUGCCCGGCCCGCUCCAUCCAGGAGGCGGCAGGGACGUUAGCCGGGGGGUCUGGGCACGGCUCACCCGCAGGCUGGGAGGAGUGGAGAGCGGCACAACAGCCCCCAGAGCACGAACCGACCCCGUCCACCGUGUAUGAGGCUGGGACGCAGUACGCAGGACCCGCGUCCGCAGAGACACCCCUUCCGAUGUCCCGACAUGAGACUUCUCCGACAACGGUGCAACCCGCCAGCAACCACCGCCCCAACGCCUGCUGCUUCUGCUGGUGCUGCUGCUGCAGCUGCUCAUGGAACGAGGACCGGGAGCGAGCAUGGAGGGCAUCCCGGGAGACCAAACUGGAGACCAUCCCUAACUGUGAAGCGUGUGCCAAACCCACGCCGGAGGAGGUGCAGGGCUGGGCACAGUCUUUCGACAAGCUGAUGAAGAGCCCGGCGGGGCGCAACGUCUUCCGGGAGUUUUUGCGGACUGAGUACAGCGAGGAGAACAUGCUCUUCUGGCUGGCGUGUGAGGAGCUCAAAACCGAGUGCAACAAGCACACCAUUGACGAGAAGGCCAGGAUGAUCUACGAGGAUUACAUCUCCAUCCUCUCUCCCAAGGAGGUGAGCCUGGACUCGCGGGUGCGGGAAGUCAUCAACCGGAAGAUGCAGGAGCCGUCCUCGCACACCUUCGACGACGCACAGCUCCAGAUCUACACGCUGAUGCACAGAGACUCCUACCCCCGCUUCCUGAACUCUGCCAUAUACAAAUCGCUGCUCCAGAGCGUCUCCCACUCCUCCUCGGAGUCCUAAGGGCGCCCACCGGCCGCGGGGACACUGGUGGGGACACAGUGGCUGGGGGGCCUCGGUGCCUUCUCACCUCCGCCACCCUCCCUGCCGGCCCCCACGAAGUUUUUAGCUUUUUACCUAUGAACUGUCUCCCCGGUGUCUGGGCCAUGCUCCAGGACUGUCCCCGAGGCACAGCCCGGGCCAGCUCGUACUACUGAACCCCUGCCCCGUCCCCACCGCUGGCCGGAGCAAGCUGGGGGAGCUCAUGGGAGAGCGCCUGGGACUCAGUUUCCCCCGCACCCUGUUUUGAAGAGGUCACUUUAUCCCAUCUCCACCACACCUCGGGACACGGCACAUCCCCAUUUCCCACCUGAGACCCAGCUGGGGACUGAGUUGGGUUUUUUUUUUUUUUUGAGGUGGGGGGGGAGGUCGAUUGUUUUGUGUGUUUUGUUUUUUUUUUACUUUUAAUUUUAA
Messenger RNA from Myiozetetes cayanensis, 1294 nucleotides. It is a transcript of the gene RGS19, whose product is annotated as regulator of G protein signaling 19. NCBI's taxonomy places the organism in Eukaryota, Metazoa, Chordata, Aves, Passeriformes, Tyrannidae. The transcript has 6 exons. Bases 245 to 844 code for a protein of 199 amino acids. The record is from RefSeq and is a predicted model, not a curated record.